This is a messenger RNA of Eucalyptus grandis, 1019 nucleotides long. RefSeq names its product NAC domain-containing protein 73. Gene Ontology annotation, biological process: regulation of DNA-templated transcription. The record is from RefSeq and is a predicted model, not a curated record. The transcript has 3 exons. The coding region runs from base 96 to 998 and encodes 300 amino acids. Gene Ontology annotation, cellular component: nucleus. Lineage: Eukaryota; Viridiplantae; Streptophyta; Magnoliopsida; Myrtales; Myrtaceae. Gene Ontology annotation, molecular function: transcription cis-regulatory region binding; DNA-binding transcription factor activity.
UCUGUAGGGUUCUUGCAUAAACUUGACUUUGGAGCCUAGAAUAUCGAUGAACUUUUGGCGAGGGAUGUGCAAGAGACCCAAAGAACAGAACAGAAAUGAUGUGGCAAAAGCAAGAUGCAAAAACUAUAAUCCCAUCACCUUACAACCCUAGAGAUGAUGAUGAGGAUGAUGACAACAGUCUUCUUCCCACCAUAACGUGCCCUUCCUGUGGCCACAGCUUCCCAAUGUUCGAUCAGAGGGGGAUUGUUCAUGAUUUGGGGGGGCUACCAGCGGGAGUGAAGUUUGAUCCGACGGACCAAGAAAUUCUGGAGCAUUUGGAAGCGAAAAUAAUGGGGGAUGUCAGGAAGAUUCAUUUUCUCAUUGAUCAAUUUAUUCCCACGUUGGAAGGCGACGAUGGUAUUUGUUGUACACACCCAGAGAGACUUCCAGGAGUAAGCAAAGAUGGACAAGUCCGCCUCUUCUUCCACCGGCCUUCGAAGGCAUAUGCCACUGGGACUAGGAAACGGCGCAGAGUGCAGAAGAAUGCUGAUGAGAGUGAGACGAGGUGGCACAAGACAGGCAAGACAAGGUCGGUCCUCGCAGGCAGCGUGGUGAAAGGGUUCAAGAAGAUACUUGUGCUCUACAACAAUUAUGGGAGGCAAAGGAAGCCUGAGAAGACCAACUGGGUGAUGCACCAAUACCACUUCGGCAAUAGCGAAGAGGAGAGAGAUGGAGAGCUAGUCGUGUCCAAGGUGUUCUACCAAACGCAGCCCAGACAACCCAGUUCGACGAACCUCAAAGAUCCAAAGGACAAAAUGCCGAAGAGUGCUCAAAGCUUGAAUGAGGAUGGCCAUGUUUUACGGAGCUCUAGUAACGUGAUUGGGUAUUAUAGUCACCCGCCUUGUAGGGUGUCUUCCGACCAGCUAAUUAUUCCUAACUUUGCCGUUCAUGGCGAGGCUGCUUCUUUGGUUCCGCUAAUAGAAGAUUCGAACAAGGGGAAGCUUGUAAAAUAUUCAUAAAUGAAGAGAUCCUGAUUCUCU